GUGUGCACCAAGUGAUUUCUGGUAGUAGUAGGCUAGAGAACCGUUGGAUACAAGAACAGUGACUUCAGUGAACAUGAUGCGUGCGUAUGUGAUGCUGUUCGUGGUGAUUGCGAUUGUGUCCACCGCCGCGGCCACCUUCGGAUACGGCCUUUUGGGAGGAGGAGGAUACGGUUACGGAGGCAACGGUUAUCCAUGGUAUAAUGGUGGUUACGGAGGACAUGUCGGGUAUGGAGGCUACGGGGGCUACGGAGGCUACGGAGGAUAUGGAGGCUAUGGAGGUUAUCAGCCAUAUGGCUAUGGAUACGGCUAUCCAAGCAAAUAUGGCGGCUACGGAGGAUAUGGCGGAUACGGAGGCUAUGGGUCAGGCUACGGUGGAUACGGGGGUGGUUACGGUGGAGGGUAUGGAGGUUACGGGGGGCUUAGGCCGUACUUCCGCUAA
Molecule: messenger RNA, 439 nt
Organism: Anopheles coustani
Lineage: Eukaryota; Metazoa; Arthropoda; Insecta; Diptera; Culicidae
Product: keratin-associated protein 19-2-like
Exons: 5
Coding region: 74-439 (121 amino acids)
Source: RefSeq, a predicted model, not a curated record